CUCUCCACCACCGCGCGCACGACUUCGACUCACCACACUUGCACCAAUUCAUCAAGCUAAUUCAGUCGCCGCACGUAUCAACGCCUGAACGCAAUCUCCUCACCAUGGCCGCGCCCAACGGCGACUCCGCCGCGCCCGCCGACGACGACCUCGCCCACAAAGUCCCAGCCGGCACCGUCCUUCCCCCCAAAGUUGUGCGCAGCAAGAUCGAAAAAGUCGCUUCAUACGUCGCCCGCGCCGGCGAGAAAUUCGAAGACUCGGUCCGACAAAAGAAUGCCGGCACAAACCAGACCACUUUCCUCGAACCGGACGAUCCAUACUUCCCUUACUACAAAUGGCGCGUGGGCGAGAUAAAAGCUGGUCGAGGUCACGAUCCGGAUAAUAAUGCUGCGGCGAAGACGGAGGUCACAUUCCAGGGACGAGAGUCGAGGGCGCCGAAGCCGCCAGCGGAGUUCAAGUUCAGCGCGCGCAUGCCGAAUAUUUCGGCGCAGGAUUUGGAGAUUGUCAAGGUGACGGCGCUGUAUGCGGCGAAGAACGGGAGGAGUUGGGUCACGGCGUUGAGUCAACGGGAAGGAGGCAAUUAUCAAUUUGAUUUCUUGAGGCCACAGCAUUCGUUGAAUAUGUUCUAUACGAAGCUGGUGGAUCAGUACAAAGACUUGUUGGAAGGGGAGACGGCGGAUGGUGGGAAGCCGCAGAGAGAGAGGAUUGCGGAUCUGGAGGCGAAUGUCGGCGACCGAUUUCGCAUGCUGGAGAGGGCGAAGAAGAGGGCCGAGUGGUUGAAGUGGCAGGAGAAGCAGAAAGUCGAGACGGAGCAGAAGGAGGAGAAGGACCGCAUUGCGUUUGCGGAGAUUGAUUGGCAUGACUUCACGGUCGUGGCUACGGUUGUGUUUGACGAGAGGGACGAGCAGGCGGAUAUGCCGGCGCCGAAGACGCUGAACGACAUGCUCUCACUAAGUCUGGAAGAGAAGGCGAAUAUGCGGGUGGGAGUUGACAAGCGACUCGAGGAGGCAGUGCCGGACUUCACUGACUACGAGGCGAUUUAUGGACAUGCACAGCCUAUGCCUGCUGCACAGAUGCCCGCGCCUCAGCAGCAGUACACACCGCAGCCCACACCACCCCAAGCAACGCCAUAUAUCCCACCACAAGCGCCCACCCUUGCAGCAGAGCGAGAAAACGCUCGCGCUGCCACAAAAUCCGCUCAACCCACCACCCGCAUCCGCAACGACUACAUCCCGCAAGCGCAACUUCGCGCACAACGCAACCCCGCCAACACCUCGAUCUGCCCCAACUGCAACCUCGCCUUCCCCAACGACGAGAUGGCCGAACACAUGCGGAUUGAAAUGCUGGAUCCACAAUGGAGAGAGCAAAGCAGGAAAGACCAGAUGAGGAGUUCGACGACGAAUCUGAGCACGAGUGAUGUGGCCACGAAUCUGAAGAGGCUGGCGAGUCAGAGGAGCGAUGUCUUCGAUCCGGCCGUAAGUGCUCACGGCGUGCAGAAUGGGAAUGAGAGAGGAGCCAAGAGGGUUGAGGUUGAGAAAGGAGUCGGUCAUCAAGCGCCGCCUGGGACGGACGUGAAGGAGCAGAUAAGGAGUUUGCACGAAAAGUAUAAGAAGUGA
This is a messenger RNA of Zymoseptoria tritici IPO323, 1616 nucleotides long. RefSeq lists its product as uncharacterized. The coding region runs from base 105 to 1616 and encodes 503 amino acids. Gene Ontology annotation, cellular component: U2 snRNP; catalytic step 2 spliceosome; U2-type prespliceosome. The record is from RefSeq and is a predicted model, not a curated record. NCBI's taxonomy places the organism in Eukaryota, Fungi, Ascomycota, Dothideomycetes, Mycosphaerellales, Mycosphaerellaceae. Gene Ontology annotation, biological process: mRNA cis splicing, via spliceosome; regulation of alternative mRNA splicing, via spliceosome. The transcript has 2 exons. Gene Ontology annotation, molecular function: RNA binding.